AUGAUAGCUACACCGAGAUUGAUGAAUCAAUCAUCGAUUACCCGUUACCGUAAAUGGUAUGACUUUACCAAGAGGUUAAUACACCGUAAUAUUAAUAAAACCUCUCAAUCAUCUUUAAGAAAGGUUUUUGAUGACCAAGAAUAUUGGGAAAAUGCAAAUUCUUCAACCUAUGACUACUAUCGUGCUAAGCUCAAAGCUGGAAGUAAGUAUUUACUGAACACCGCUAAUGUUCCUGCUGCUGAGACAGGUUUGUUCCAAAAUUCGCUUUUAACAUCACCAAUUGGCCUACAACAGUUCACGAAAAGGUCACGUAAAGAAGCCGAAGACCUUGUGAACCUUAUUAGAACUGAUAUGUCUGCGGAUGGUAUUAGAAACUAUAUUGUUAGGCUCGAUCAGUUGAGUGACAUUUUAUGCCGAGUAAUAGAUCUUUGUGAGUUUAUUAGAGCAGCUCAUCCCGAUGAGAAGUUUGUGACAACUGCUCAAGAGUGUCAUGAACAGAUGUAUGAGGUAAUGAAUAUUUUAAACACGGAUGUAUUCUUGUGGAAACAUCUUAAGAAGGUCCUAUCAGAAGGUAGUAUUCGAUCGCAGCUAACCGAUGAGGAGGUGCGUGUGGGUAUUAUUUUACUCGAAGAUUUCGAGAAGUCGGGUAUAUAUAUGAAUCCUGAGGUUAGAGAGCAAUUUAUACAAUUGGCGCAGGAUAUUAGCAUUGUGGGACAGGAGUUUAAUUCCAAUACUGAAUAUAAUGGAGUUAGUCAUGUGAAGAUAUGCGCGGAAGAGCUAGAAGCUUCCGGCAUGAACCGCAUGUUGUUUAAGGAUAUUCCCAAAGACGUUUAUGGAACUAAAUAUAAAGUUCCAACUACUGGAGGGGUCCCAUAUGUCUUUUUGAGGUCAUGUCCAUCAGAGGCCAUUAGAAAGAAGAUUUGGAAUGCAAUGUAUAGUUGCCCGAAAAAGCAAAUAAAACGGUUGGAGGCACUUAUGACGUUGAGAAAAGACUUGGCUAAAAGUAUGGGCAAGAAGAGUUACGCAGCAUAUCAAAUGGAAGGCAAAAUGGCUAAAUCACCAAAGAAUGUCCAGGACUUUAUCAACACUUUAAUUGCAUACACGAAGCCAUUGGCAACUGAGGAACUAAAACCAUUGGCCGAUAUGAAAAACGAACAUCUGUGCCGUACCUCAACCGAUGUAUUAAGUACUGUUCGUCCAUGGGAUAGAGAUUACUAUGGCUAUCUUCAUUCAAUGUCAAAACGUACAAAUAUCAGCCCGGAAAGUCCCCCCAUAAGCUCUUACUUUUCUCUUGGCGUGGUGCUUGAAGGAGUCUCAGGCUUGUUGCAAAGCAUCUAUGGAAUCAAACUUGUGCCAAUAGUUCCAAAGACGGGAGAAACUUGGGCACCCGACGUUAGGAAACUUCAAGUGGUAUCGGAAACCGACGGAGUAAUUGGAGUCAUAUAUUGCGAUUUGUUCGAACGUACGGGCAAAACCCCAAACCCUGCCCAUUUCACGGUGUGCUGUUCCCGUCACCUUUACCUGGAAGAGAAAGAUCUAUCUAGGAUGCAACUUGGGAGAGGAUCUGAUGGCAAGCUGUUCCAAAUGCCCAUUAUCUCUCUUGUGUGUAACUUCACUCGAAGCAAUAUCGAUGGAAAUUCCGUAUGUCUAUUGCAGUUGAGCGAAGUAGAAACAUUGUUCCAUGAAAUGGGCCAUGCCAUCCAUACAAUGGUUGGUAGGACGGAACUACAGAACACCAGUGGGACUAGAUGCGUCACGGACUUCGUUGAGCUUCCAAGUAUUUUAAUGGAGCAUUUCGCAAAGGACUCCCGAGUGUUAUCAACAAUUUCGAGUCAUUACGUCACUGGGGAGCGGGUGCCUGACGAACUUCUUGCUGAAUAUCAACAAGAGAAACGCUUUUUACAACAUACGGAAACCUUUGCGCAAAUCAAAAUGGCUUCCUUAGAUCAAAAAGUGCACAGCUUCGAAGGUGAAACGGCUGAUGCCGUUAAACUAUACCACGAAGUGGAAAAAGAAUUGCAAGUAUUGGCUGAUACUGAGAGUAACUGGUGUGGUAAAUUUGGGCAUUUAUUCGGUUACGGAGCCACUUACUACAGUUAUUUAAUGGAUCGCGCAAUUGCAGCUAAAAUUUGGAAUUACCUCUUCGAAAACGAUCCAUUCAGCAGAGAAGGAGGUGAAAAGUUCAAAAACAGUGUACUCAAAUGGGGCGGUAGCAGAGAUCCAUGGCAUUGUAUUGCUGACGCAUUGGAUGAACCACGCCUAGCUGAAGGAGACCAAUGGGCAAUGAAGUAUAUUGGUGAAGUUGAAAACAUGUAA
Molecule: messenger RNA, 2316 nt
Organism: Eremothecium sinecaudum
Lineage: Eukaryota; Fungi; Ascomycota; Saccharomycetes; Saccharomycetales; Saccharomycetaceae
Gene: OCT1
Product: metalloendopeptidase
Exons: 1
Coding region: 1-2316 (771 amino acids)
Biological process (GO): peptide metabolic process
Cellular component (GO): mitochondrion
Molecular function (GO): metalloendopeptidase activity
Source: RefSeq, a predicted model, not a curated record